Zootoca vivipara (common lizard) is the source of this 4493-nucleotide messenger RNA. It is a transcript of the gene MDK, whose product is annotated as midkine. NCBI's taxonomy places the organism in Eukaryota, Metazoa, Chordata, Lepidosauria, Squamata, Lacertidae. The record is from RefSeq and is a predicted model, not a curated record. Gene Ontology annotation, molecular function: growth factor activity.
UCUGCAUUGUGCGAGCAUAUAUUGAAAGUGAUCGCAACUGGAACAACCAGGGCUGAAGGAGCACUAAGUUACUUAAGUGAGCUAGAGCUUAUUGUCUUUAGUAAACUUUCUUUUGCCCAGACAUUGCUGUAGAAGUGCAUAUAGCUCACUUUGCGUCUGCCACACUCUAAUCCGGAUUCUUUGGGCUAAUAUUGCUAGUGACUGGAGAUGUGUGUUAGUGACUUGGGUUUUCCUGAUCCCUGUAAGGGUCUGCAAAAGAUGCCCUUAAGAUCCCACCCAGUUCCAAGCCAAUUGUGGUUGUGGAUUUUUUAUUUCUUUGAGGGGAAGCAGAAGAGUGGGGUCUCUAUUCAGUCAGUCCCACGGUGGUAUGCUUUAUGAUUAUGCACAGAGGGAGAAUUUCAAUGGCUGCUGGUCCUUUCUCCUGCUGCAAUUGAGACAGUGCUGUGCAUUCCUCCUUUGGUUCUGUUGUUGCUGGAGUUGACCCUCGCUCAGCACGGAACGCCCCGAGCCAGGCAGGAGCCAGGCAUUUUGGAGCACAAGAAUGCGUCUCAUGCAAAAUGUGGAGCUUCGCUCUAAGCUGAGCACCUCUAUUGAAAAAGCCCCUCCACUUGGAUCUGCUCCAGCCUGGAGAAGAAUGAGAGAAGGUUGUUGUCGUCUGUCUGCCAUUCCAUCCCCCACCGCCACCCCAUGGCUGGUUCCAGGAAGGAAGUGUCCCAGUGAAACUAGGACACCUCGUUUCACUCUGAACACACACACACUCAAACUGUGUGUUUCUUUUUAUGAGAGGGGAAGUGGGUGGCCAAGUCUUUAAAAACCCCUUUCACUAGCUGUUGCAGCCAUGGUUCAGAACCCUUCGUAAAGGGGGCUCCCCUCAGAGCUCAGUGUGUUUCCUCUACCAAGCCUUGAUCCAUGCUUCUUUGAAGUGGAUCUUUAUCCAGCCUUCUUAUAGAUAGAUUAACAGCAGUGAUGCAUACACCUGUUCUGGGAUGGUCUCCACACACCCAAAGCCUGAAAACUCUUGGCAACAAGGAGGUACUGAGAAUGCAGGUCCGUGGACUCUAUUUGCUUUUGGUUCUGAUCCUUCUGGCUGCAUCCUCUGAGGCUGGCAAGAAUAAGAAAGAAAAGGUGAAGAAAAAUGGCUCUGAUUGUGAGGAAUGGCGCUGGGGUCCCUGCAUCCCUAACAGCAAAGACUGUGGUGUUGGCUUCCGCGAGGGAACUUGCAAUGAAGAGACCAAGAAACUCAAGUGCAAGAUCCCCUGCAACUGGAAGAAGGAAUUUGGAGCUGAUUGCAAGUAUAAGUUUGAGAGCUGGGGUGGUUGUGACUCGGCAACAGGUCUGAAGUCCCGUUCGGGCACUCUGAAGAAGGCCCUCUACAAUGCCGAGUGCCAGGAAACUAUACAAGUGACCAAGCCCUGCUCUCCUAAGGCCAAGUCAAAAUCCAAAGCAGCCAGAAAAGGAAAGGGGAAGGACUAGAACGAUGGAUGCAGCCCCACUGUCUUCAGGGCAUGGUGCCUGAACCCUCUUGGACACACACCACUUGGAGCUCCAGCGUGGUCCCUCCCAGCUUGACAGCCCUUUUGCCACAUCCCACCCCUCUUCUGCCUCCACAACCUUGCCCUUCACUGACAUACCGUUUCUAAUCACUAGUUUCCUAGGGAGCAAGCCCACCCUGUCGUGAAGAAAGCGCCCUUUGCCUUCCCUGUAACGCCUCCUUUUUAACCAUGCUUUCCCUCCUCCCGAUCUGUGCAUCUCGGUGCUCUUUGCUCUGGUUUGUUUCCCCGGAAUUCCGCAUGAUGCGUUUUGAGAUGGGGCUGGGCUCUGCUAAGUUGUGGAUAGAGUUCUUCACCUUUGGGCUCCUUGGCUGAAGCCAUAUGGCCCUUUGGCGCAUCUCUCUCUCUCUCUCUCUCUCUCUCUCUCUCUCUCUCUCUCUCUCUCUCUCUCUCUCUCUCUCUCUCUCUCUUGCAAGCUUAGCAGCGAGGCCUGUGGUUUCCUAGUCCCCCAUGCAACUCCACAUAGGCAAAACUUCAAAUCAAGCUAGCCAAGGAAACUGACUUGGAGAGUGUAAUGGAGGGGAGGGGAAAGGGGGGAGUUAAUGAGGAGGGGAGGGCCCCAUGCCUGCCAUACAUUCCUCAUAAGGCGACUGUGUGCAGUAGGACUUACUUUGGUGUCGCUUUGAGCCCUUCAGACUCACAAGGGGCUAAAUCCGUGCCUGCUGCCCGGGGUGCUGUGUGUGAAUGUCUGUUUUUGCCUCCAGUAUAUAUAUCUCCAGUACAGGCUUGUUCAUAAGCAGACCAUCUGGAAGGUGUAUGUGUGUGUUUUCCAUGAGCUGUGUUUGCCCUUUGGUCAACAAACCACCUUUUGCCUUUCCUUCGCCACCCAAAAAUCUCCCUAGAGAGCAUUGUCUUUUAUCUUUUUCAGUCACGAUGUCCUCAUUCCUUCUGUCCCUUCUUGUCUCUAUAUUUGCUGAGACACUGUGGCCUUGUCCUCCUUUUACUGGUGCUGGGUAAGCCCUCUUUGCUUUUUACAAUGCCCCCCUCUUUUCCAAUAAAAGUCUUUUUACAAAAAAAAGGAAAGUCCUCUUUUUUGCGGGGUGGCGGUGGUGGUUUAGGCCGCAUUUCUAUGUCAAAGGGCUGCAAGCCCAUGUGCUAGAGAAGUACUGGCUGUGUAGGAGGAUCGCAGCUAGCCAGGCCGCGCUGGGCCCAGUGCCACCGUGGGAAGGAGCACAACAACACUCUGAGCUGUCACUGGAGGAUGGCCGCCACUUCGAGCUUGACAACGCUCAGUAGGCCAGGAAAAAUUUGACAGACAUUGACUGGAGGGCUGGGGUAAGGAGCUUGCUGUCCAUUCAGAUUUCCCUGUUGUGUGUGUGGUUUUUUUUUUAGGCCGAUGGAGUGAAACAAACUUGACGUUGGGGAUAUUUAAAACAACCGCUUUGGGCAAGGUGAGAAUAAAUACAGGGUUUCUCUGCCAAGGAGAACUCGAGUGAUAUGGCGUUGAGCUCCAGAUACCUGUCAGCUUUCCAGAGCCAAAUGGUCUGUCACAGCAAAAGUCUCUGUUGAGUUGCCUGCCUCUCGGCUGGUAAAAAAAGGGCUCGAACUAAGACCAAGGACAGUUAAACAAAGCAGGAUGAGGGCCUUUCCUCUUAGACUGGAUUGUAGGUGUUCUGGAGUGUGAAUUUCCCCUGCAGUAGGAGGGGUGGUCCACAGGUUCUCCUGCUGUUGUUUCCUCCAAGGCCAUACACACCCUCCUUGGCCCUUCUGCCUUAUUGCACCCCCAUUUUCUUCACUACUUGGCUCCCCCCCCUUCUUUUUGCCAAUGGGCUCAGCAGCACUGGGCUGAGGAUGGGGGAUCUCAGGGCAGCCUUCUCCCCACCCACCCUCACAUUCGACUGACUGGUGAGAAACUGUCCGAGCAGUGGGGUAGGGCUUCAGAGCAUCUUGCUGUCAAACUGCCCAUGAGAGAUUUGUGUGAAUACGGUGCGGAAAUGGCUUUAACCCUGUCCACUACUGGUAGAACUUUGUCCCUUAAUUGCCCGAACUCUUAUAUGAUUUUUAUCCAGUCCAGCAAUUAAGGGGAGGAAUUCCGCACUGCGCUUGUCUGAUCGUUCUGUCAGCGCAAGCAUUUUGGCUUGCUAGAUGAAACAGUCACUCCUUUCCUCCUGCUGCAUGCUGUUCCCAUCCUCCCCCCCCAAGCCAAUUUCAGGGUAUGGGGCAGCUAAAAGAUUUGGGGGGGAGCCUUGUUGCAUGCAAAACAUAGCCUUUAGACAGGGCUUCCACUGAUGGGACUCAUUCGUUCCAUCCCGCCCUCAGUGUUGAUUCUUGACUGGGCUUCUUAUAGAAGACAAUGCAGUCUUGCCUGUGCCAACUUAGGAAUACCUUGUAGGUAACAAGGGAAGGAAGCAUUCCUAAACUGGAGGAGAGUGGAUUCCUUCAGGCAUUGAUUGUACCUCAAAUGUCCGAGAGGGAAUGUGUGAGCAGGGAGACUAAUGGUAUUUUAUUUUAUUUGUCAGCUAGUAAGUAACUUGUGCACAUAUUUGCAUGGCUGUCACAAUUGGACCCUAAAUCCCACAGCAGAAAUUAACCUUGCAUCUUAAACCAAGCCAAGUGUUACUAGGUGAUUUCUCAUCCCAUCUGCCCUGGACAAGGAAAGCAAUUUAGUGUUGAGUAAAUGGGCACCAAAUGGAGUAAAUGGGAGGGGGGUGAGGUGGUGGGAUGCUUUGUGUUACUAACAUGUACAUAUGUGUAAACAUUUCUAUCUGUUAUUUUGUAGAGAUAAAAACUUCAAUAAAAAUUAAAAAAAAACAGAACAAAAAACAAACAAGUAAUCAACCCAAAAUUUUACCGGUGUGGAGAAAUGUCUUAAGUGUCUUUCACGGAUGAUCACUCACCCAUUCAUUUUAAGAAAUAUAGUUUACAUUUUAUUUCAGAGAGCUGGUGCUUCAUUAUGAAAUGAUUCAUGUGCAGAAGCACUUAACAUAUAUAUUUUUUUAUUUU